This is a messenger RNA of Protopolystoma xenopodis, 108 nucleotides long. The record is from the annotation of a GenBank genome assembly. Lineage: Eukaryota; Metazoa; Platyhelminthes; Monogenea; Polystomatidea; Polystomatidae.
AUGUCUGACUCUACUCUCAUUAGGACUAGGAAGUUUAUUUCAAAUCGUCUUCUUCAGCGUAAGCAGAUGGUUGUAGAUAUUCUUCACCCUGGUCGUUGCGUCUUAUCC